AAGAUAGCUAGAAGUAAGCUUCCGCCAAAAACAAACUCAAUGAAAAUUAAGUUAUUCGAGUUGCGUUGAGCUUCCAGUAGAAUGGUGGUUGUGGAUGCGUCGUUCUGACUGCAGUUAAAAUGACCAAAUUGGAAUUACUAAUUGCAACACUGAUCUUAGCGCAAGGGUUAGUCGCCCAAAAUGAAGAAUUUCCAACUUUGCAAGAAUUUCAGGACACCUUUUCAAUAACUUCAGAGGAUCACCAAAUACGUGAAGUUUCCCAUCUGAAUAACAACAGCUUUACUUCUGAAAGUAAAAGCUCGAAAACGAAUGAGAAGUUUUACACAAAACCACCCUUCCAAGUGCUAGAUAUUUCAAGCACCGAAAAGCCCUUCAAUCCAGCAGCUCCAGAGCCAUUGGUGGUGCAAAUGAUUCCGGACAGUCUCCUUCCGGAAAACGAUUCUAGCGCGUCAAACAUCAACAAGCAUAAACAAAACGCUGCCAACAACUUCGAAAAAGAGCAGGAAUGGGAUUAUGGGUUGAAUAACGAGUACCUGAGUUACCUCCAAUCCAAAGGGAUAAUUGACAAAGAUGGUGAUGAGCUUUUUAUCGCUGAGGAGGACGGGGACGACGAUGACCCAAAGGUGGUCAAUUAUGUGGAUGACGACCCAGAAAAUUGGGAUAUGAAGACCUUGGCCAACAAUUUGAAGAACGAUGACCAAAAUGAUGAGAGCUCCAACUCAGAAGAGCUGAUGAAAGUUUUGUCACAGGAGAAUUCUGAAUCUUGGGACAGUUGGGUGGAAAAGCAGCUUGAAGCGUAUUUGAACCACCUGAAGGGUGGUCACAGGUCUCAUGAGAAGGACGCCCAAUGGUCCUCUGACUCAAGAGAAACCAGGGCUAACAAAUCAAAGACGGUUGAGGUCCAAGAGUUGAAAAUGGAAAGUCAAAAUUUGAGGGAACAGGAAGAAGCUCUCACAAAGGUCAAGCCGUCCAUGGCGAUUUUGCCUAAUCAAGGCAGGAAAAAUAGCGUACAACAUUGGAAGAAAGUGCUGCGGAAGGGGCAAAAUGAAAAGGUCAUAAGACCAGAUUACUUAUCGGAAAUGGAAACUCCCACAAAAUCGCGAAAUCGAGAAGAGGUAAUAAUAAGGAACCAAAAGGGAAAUCGUGAGGACAAGAAGGAAAAGGGCUCGAAAAAGAAAAAAUUCAAAGGGAGGAAAUAUAGAGAGGAUAAAAGUGAUAAAAUCAAGGAAAAUAAGCGAUUAGGACGCCCAAACAAAGAUAAAGCGCCAAAGAAUUCAGAACUUUUUACAAAUCGCUUGAAAAGCGUUUUCAAGGGAGGUAAACGCAAAGGCUCAAAGGGCGAAGAGCUGAGAAAUAAAAAUAGUCGUUUAGAUAAAACAUCUGCGGAGGUCAAGAAAAAUGACGAGUCAAAACAAGUUGAAUUAAGCGUAAAUCCGAUGCCCCAGGCGGAGGUCACUGUCAAACUGGAGGACCUGGAGCACACAAGGAAUUUGCUUCAGAAGUGGAGGGAAUUCCUGCGGCAUGGUAAAACUCAAGUCAGCCCUAGACAAUUUCCAUCAGACAAGAAAAUCGCACCAACGAAUAUUAAGAAGAGCAAAGAAGAAAAGGCAAGAGUUAACAUUCGUAAAAUUAUCCACCGUAGCUGGAAGUCGUUUUAAAGAAUAAUACAAGACCUGAUCGAGCGCGCGAUACGGGUCAAAAAGUGGCAAAUCAAAAGGUGGACAAUUCAUUUGGAGUUGUGCUGAGAAAAUCAGAGAGUCACCCUCACCGCAAUUUAAGCAAAAUUAGUAUUGUACAUUGUAUCUAGAAAUUGUGUAUAUUUGCAAACAAUUAAUUAUUAAUAAAAUAAAUUCUAACAUAUUUACGGCUAUUAAUUAGUGUGAACUAAUGCAAUAAACAAAUCAAAAAAAUAUAAAGG
Neocloeon triangulifer is the source of this 1918-nucleotide messenger RNA. Its product is annotated as spliceosome-associated protein CWC27 homolog. Bases 120 to 1658 code for a protein of 512 amino acids. The transcript is spliced from 2 exons. Lineage: Eukaryota; Metazoa; Arthropoda; Insecta; Ephemeroptera; Baetidae. The record is from RefSeq and is a predicted model, not a curated record.